AUGCUAGAAUCACGUAACAGUGAAUUCCACCUUAUCGAGAUACGUAAGCAAGAGCUUGAAGAGGAGCUAGCCACUGCUCGUGAAUUGUCUGCAAUGCACGAUCGUCUCAGAGCGGAACUGGAGGAUACUCGCAAACAACGCGAUGAAAUUGAGACCUUGGUGACUUCGCUGACGGAGCGUGCCGAAAGAGCCGAAAAGGCCUUAGAAGAAGACCGCGCCCUUCUGAAGGAAGAACGCUCCAGUCUUGAAAAAUCCGUGGAAGAGCGAAAGGAAAAGGAACUUUUAGUUUCUCUUUCUUCUGAGAGCGAGAUGGAGAGAAGGGUCAUCGCGCACGACAACAUGGCAUCGCUGUCGCAGUUGAGUGCACAAACAGCCGGGGAGAUCUGCACGAGUGAUGAGAUUCAGCAGCUUCGCUCUGAAAUUGCUUACCUGAAUGAAAUGAAUACCGAGCUGACAGCAAAAAUCAAUCACUUGGAGACGGAAAAUUACGCUGUUAAGAUGACGAGAGAUGAGGCUCAGCGGUUGCUCGGUGAACUGAAAAUCGCUGGUGAAACAAUGCAAGGAAGGAUAGAUGUAUUAGAUAGACUGGGAGGAUCUGGAGAUGAAGCGCAUGACGUGCAUAUGGGUGCAGGGGAUGUUCAGCUGGAAAACAUUCGUCUCAACGAGGAACUAAAGAGGAACAUGGAAGAGAUUGAGGUGGCUCGAAAUCAUCGUGCUGCAUUAGAAAAGGAACUUCUUGAGCUGAAAUCUCUGCUUGCUGUACGACAGUCGAAGUCUGAUGGAGCAGAGGUGUUCAUUCCUGCAGCGGACGAAAACUCAACUGAAACCCGUGGAGAUGACGAGUCGCAAGCGGACGAAUCUCAGUCCCGGAUUUCUCUUUUGGAAGAACAGCUUAAUGUCCAGCUGAAAGAGGUCGAUCGCUUAACUGAACUUGCAUCCAGUGAACGCCGUCGUGCUGACGAAGCUCUAGAAGAUAUCAAGGACAAGCUGGCUCAGCAGGAAUCCCUAAUGGAUGAAAUAAAGCAAAAAGAUGUUGUGAUCGCUAGAAUGGAAGAAGAAGUGAAGCGAGUGCAGGCUGAGGAGAAAACGGCGAGAUCUCAGUGCGAAGAUUCCGAAAAUCACUGCAGGCAGCUGGAAAGCCGCCUAGACGAACUACUGAUGGAGCUGGACAGAUCGCAUGCUACAUUCAAUGAGGAACGUGCACGAGCGGAAAGUGAACUGACAGAGUUACAAAAUUCUAAACAUGAAGCCGAGUCUCAGAUAGCCGAGAUAUCAGAAAAACUGAAGAUUUCUGAAGAAGCAUUGCUCUCGAAGGAGCAGGAACUUGAGUUGCUCAGAAAUAACGUGAGUGUGCAGACAAAGGCUUUUGAGGACGAAAUUUCUGAAUUAAAGGAAGAAUUGAAAGAGUGUGCUGCAUCUGCGGCUGUAGCAUCGGAAAGUUCAACAGCCUCUCUUCGACAAGUACAGAAUAGCCUGAUUGAGGAGGAGAAGCGCGUUCUGGAACUACGUCAAAAGCUCAAGGAAGAACAAGCACAAUUAUCAACCCUACAGUCGGAAGCGAAACAAAGAGAAGAACAACUGAAGAGCGAGAUGAAGUUGCGACAAGAUCAGGCUUCUCCAGCGGCGUCUAAGAUCCGUGAAUUAGAAGAAAUUAAUGAUAAAAUGCGAUUAGAAUUCAUAGCAAAGGCGAGUGAACGCCAUUAUUGUCGUUUGCCGCUUACAUACGCAGGCCUCAUUCACAUUUACUUCGUAAUGAAGCACAGCAAGCACAUUUUGGAGAAAGUAAUCAGUGAUCUCCGUGAAGAAAUUGAUAGAAUCCAUGCAGAGCACAAAGAAAGUGUUGCAGCUGAGCACAGCAAGCUUCAAGAUGCUCAGGCUAAAAUAGCACAACUGACUGCAAGUGAAGCAGAAGCCACAAAGUUGUUGAAUGACGUGCAGUUGAGUAUGGCCAACGCCGAAGAG
Messenger RNA from Cooperia oncophora, 1962 nucleotides. Lineage: Eukaryota; Metazoa; Nematoda; Chromadorea; Rhabditida; Trichostrongylidae. The record is from the annotation of a GenBank genome assembly.